This is a messenger RNA of Porites lobata, 468 nucleotides long. The record is from the annotation of a GenBank genome assembly. NCBI's taxonomy places the organism in Eukaryota, Metazoa, Cnidaria, Anthozoa, Scleractinia, Poritidae.
AUGCUACUCAAAGAAUACCCUGAAGAAUAUGUCCAAAAUAAUGCAAGAAAUUGGCUGAAAAUUCAACAGGACAUUGCGUUUGUGAAGAAAUCAUUAAAGGGCAGUGGACCGCCUCGACGAGAAAUUGUGAAAUCUCUCCUUGAGAGAAAAAAGUCCGCGGAGAACGACAAACGUCUUGGACUUAAAAGUCUUCCAGAACGUGGCGCCGCCGCGAACAGCUCAACUGCUGAUUGCUCGCAAACCAGAGUCCUGCUCGAAAGCUACGGUGUAACUUUCCCUGAUCGGCGAGACUUUACUAGCUCAACCAGUUUCUGCUUGUCGCCAAAUACAGUAGAGGAAGAGGAAGAACAGCUUUGCAUGGCUAAACAGUUGUCUCUUGGUUCCAUACCAUUUGAUAAUGGCGAUAACACUGAACAAACUAAGGAAGUGGCCAAUAUUUUGCUGUCCUUCAAGUCUUCAAAGGAAUGA